Messenger RNA from Trichobilharzia szidati, 3507 nucleotides. The record is from the annotation of a GenBank genome assembly. Lineage: Eukaryota; Metazoa; Platyhelminthes; Trematoda; Strigeidida; Schistosomatidae.
AUGCCAAAACGUGUUAAACCGGAGAUCAGUGCAUCAGAAGAGAUUGAAUGUAAACGCAGAAAUACUCUCUUCAGGUUGAUUGGCUCAGAUAUUUCGGUUUUAAUAAGUUUUAUUGAGUCUGUCAGUGAUGAAAAUGUGGAUGAAAUCGUUACUGAUGCUAUACUCACAGGAGAUGUUAUGGGAAUACUUAAAUACCUAGAUACUGGCCAAGACCGAAAGCACACUGAGGUUAUUGCAGUCCUGAAGUCACUCUAUAUAAUUAUUUUGAGAUCAUCUCGUGAAUUGGCUGCUAGUUUUCCCACCUUGGCCAGGGACUUAGCUGAGGGUUUUCUGGAGGAUUCCCGCUUGUCAUUAUGUCUCAACUUGAUGUGGAAGUCACAGAGUGCUGAACUUCUAAAAGUUUCCUUACAGCUUUUGGCUACUGUUGUAACAGUGAGUGAGGAUUUGGCAAGAGGACUUUUAAGAUCUAUCGACUUCGAAAGUAAAACGAUGACUAAGUGUUCGAAAAGAAGAAAUCUGUUGGAUAAAUGUGAUGUCCGAACUUGCUUUAUAAAUUUUUUGGCUUCCUUCGUAUAUCUAAACAGCAACGUAGUUCUAAGGGAAUUAGUGGACAAAAAAGGUGCUUUGCAUUUACUUGUAUCUGAAUCGUUUGUGGACAAAUACUCAAAUGUGAUGCUGAUCUUAUGUGUCUUACAGAAAGUGGCAGAGAACAGGUCAGUAAGCAAGACUCAAAGGGCUCGUAUUUUUAAUCGAUACUGUCUCCAGAGAUUGGUAUCUCUUUACUUUUGGCGUGGUGAAGGGAAGAGCGUAAAUGAGGUGUUGAAGAAAGGCGAUGUUGAUGUGAAUGAGAAUGAAGUGUCCUCAGUCAGGUGCGCGGUACACAAACUUCUUCUUCAUCUCUUCACAUCCAGUCGUCUUGGAGUUGUAUUCUCAACUAAGUUUGACAGUGAAAUUCAGUACAACGGGUUAAUACUACAAUGUCUAACAUGUGCUCAGAUGGAUGGUGCAUAUAUGGAUCCUUUACGUACCGAACUAGUUGUCAAGGCACUUUGUAAAUGUCCAGACGUGUUUGUACCUUACCUAGAUCAUUUGGCUCCAACGCUUUAUCCUCGUGAUUCAUCCGGUUGGUUUGGUGUAAUGGACUUUGUUCUGCAGCUUUACCAGUCAGUUGGCAAAUACAUUCUUCAAUUCAUUGUAAAUGCACUAAGUUAUUCACUCACCGUCGAUGUUAUGGCGAAUGCUAUUACUAACUUCUGUGUUUUGUCACCAAAAAUGGUUGACCCAAUCAGUCAAGCUGUGAAGUAUAAUGAAUCCUCUAGGGUUAAAAUCAAAGCUGUUGAACUAAUGACCUGUUUAAGACAACAGUUGAAAAUACCAUUAACCUGGCUGACGUUAAACCAACUACCGAGCGGUACAGGUUUCACCUCUGAUCAGUUAAAAGCAAAGAUUGAGAUGUUUAUGCGUGAACGUUUACCCGGGACAAAAUGGUUGAAUCGUUUCAAAAAGGUAUUUGAUGAGACUUUGAACGAUCAAAGCAUAUUGGCUGAUCAGAUCCUAACUUCUAGCAAUCAGGAUGAACCUGAGGAGGUUGUUGAAGAGGAACCGGUAAAAGUGGAGGAUAUGGUAGAAUCUGUCAAUCAGUCUCUGAAAGAUUUGCCUAAAAAAGUGAGAAAAGCAUUCAAACUGUUUGAGAAGUUCUGUAUUCCCAAUGACUGUGAUAAUAACAUACCUGAAGAUUUGUUGGAUACUUUAAGCGAAUUACCAGAAUUGACUAAAGUGUGUUUCGAAAAUUAUUCAACAUAUCCAGUGGUGUACCAGUACUUGUCGAAGGCUAUUCACCUGAUGUAUAAUAAUCCUUCUUUGUCUUCAUUACACAAACCAAAAGUAUUCUUAAGCUUAUUGAAAAAUCAUGUAAAUCUAAAUUCAAUACUGUCGAGUAGUAAAUUGCCUAAAGUGGCGGACGAUUCGAAAUAUGCAACAAGUAAUUUGUCUACUACUCAGGAUAAUUUACUAAAAGAAAAUUUAUUCAAAUUUCUAUUGGAGAUAGCUCAUGUUACUCCGAAACUCGUGUUCAAAUCGAUUCCUGUCCUAUGGAUUUUGGCUGCAUACAGUGGUACAAUGAGCUCACUUGAUCGAACUAUCUUGAAGUUAUUCUACGUAUUAGAGAAGUACUCACCAGGAUCACUACUUCAGUGCAAAUACAUCAUUUGGGGUCCAAAUGUAUAUAAACAUUGUCAAUUCGACGUACAAGGUAACAAUUUGAUUGAACCAACAUUAUUACUUGAACCAAAUGUAAAUACCUUAUUCACCAUGUUGGAUGAUCACCAGCUGUUAGAUUCAGCUUUUAACUUUCCCAUGUAUCGGAAAUGGUUUGCUGGUCCAAAUUCGUACUCCAGUGAUUUUGAGACCAUUGAAAUUAAUUCUACGCUUGAUCCAUGCUUUAUUCUACACGUACUGGAUUCUUAUCUUCGACAAUACCAAUGUCAACUCCAUGGUGACAAUGACGCUAUGAAGUCAAUUCAAUUUCUAAAGACAUUUUAUAUUAAAAAUUGUCUUAGUUAUGCCAUUGCUGGAUUAUCAAGUUAUUCGAAACACAUCAGAAAUAUGGCUAAAUCGAUUAUUGCUGUGUAUAGAAAGCUAAUUAAUGCAUAUAUUGCAAGCAGUUCCACACCGUCUACUACUGCCGCUACCACUCCUCCUGCUAGUACUACUAAAACUAAUACCAUUAGUAGUAGUAAUCACCAACCCUCCAAACUUUUGUCGGCGAAGCACUUUCCUGAAGGCCAACAGAUCGCUUUUCUUCUUGAUACAUUAAGAAAUAGUUUAUCUCACGGUGGUGGGUCUGUCUUUGGAGGUGGGAGUCGUAAAGCUAAACUGUUCCAUACACCUAUGGAUUCAGGUGGACGUUUAACAAAACUUCACGCUAAUUUCUUCAUUAAAGCCUUGAAUUUAUUCAGUCGCCCUGAAAAUCCAAUGUUUCAGCCUAUUUGGAAUUGUUUACUCGCAAAAGCUGCAGUCGAUUUAAGACAUGUGCCUGAAUUUUUGAGACUAUUCUUUUCUACUAAUAAUAAGUUCAAUCUUGAACGUCAGUGGAUUUGUGGGGUAUGUGUUUCUGGACUAGGUGAUCCCGCAGAUUAUUUAGUUAUGGAAAGUUCUUUAGUAUUCAAACAUGUCUUAACUGCAUAUUCCCUUCCUUCAGCGGACAAUAAUUUCAAGCUAUUGGUAUUGCGACUACUUGUCAACGCUACAAAACAUACUCGGAUUGUGCACGCCUUGAUUAGAUUUCAUGCUUUACCGCUUUGGCUUUCUCGUCAUGCAGCAUUGAACAGUUCUGCCGAGCAAAAAAGAUUAUUUCUUUGUAUCCUGGAAAAUAUUCACAAUGCACUAGUCACAAAAUCCUCUAAUCAACCUGUUCUGGAAGUGUUGAAUUUAAUUGGAGAAGAAUACUUUGCGAAAAACGACCUCAAGGAUGUAAAGGCGAUCACAAUUAUCCCUUCUGAAAGUUGA